Messenger RNA from Argiope bruennichi, 4463 nucleotides. RefSeq names its product death effector domain-containing protein-like. Lineage: Eukaryota; Metazoa; Arthropoda; Arachnida; Araneae; Araneidae. Bases 29 to 1009 code for a protein of 326 amino acids. Gene Ontology annotation, biological process: regulation of apoptotic process; extrinsic apoptotic signaling pathway via death domain receptors; apoptotic process. Gene Ontology annotation, molecular function: protein binding; DNA binding. The record is from RefSeq and is a predicted model, not a curated record. Gene Ontology annotation, cellular component: nucleolus. The transcript is spliced from 4 exons.
GCGGUCCUGUUUUACAUACAAGAUCAAUAUGGCGGACACCAAGUCGAUAUCAAAGCUUUCUAAAAAUCCAAGUACUCGAUAUGAAUCGACUAUGUUUAAAAUGUGUGAUCGUGUUGGAAGUCAUCUAACUUAUAGAGAUGUAUCUUUAUUGACUAUUUUAUCUGGUACGGUAAUCGAUGCCUCUCUGAAACGCAGAAUUAAAAAUGGCAAGGACUUGCUCCUCGCUCUGUCAAAAUCAGGGUAUUGUGAUGAAUCUAAUUUAUCAAGCAUUAUCGAGUUGCUGAAAACUAUAAAACGCCAUGAUUUAUUGCACAUGAUUCAUAUGAGACAAAAAACGAAAGUUACUCUUGAUCCUGUUGAAGAAUACCUCAAAAAUAUCAGCCAAGUACCUCAAAAUGUUGAACCAGUUGCGGGAUGUGCAGAGUCAGAUCACGAACUCAGGAUAACAGGAGGGGAUAAAGCUCCCGAAUCAGGCCCUUCAUCUUCAUCCAAUGACAGAAUUAGCUUUCCAGAAAAUGGACCACCCCCAAGUAAAAGGUUACGUCGUAGUCAGCGACUUUCUAAAAGAUCUCUUUUGAAAAAUGAAUCGGACGAAGGAAGCUCAGCCUUGGUUGGUCUUCGGAAAAAAUAUACUUGUGAUGUCCGCCUCCGUGUCCGUGCAGAGUAUUGCAAUUAUCAGUCCGUUCUUCAAGGUAAUGUUUCAUCAGUCAAACCUGAUCCUGUGGAACGACGGCUUGAAUGUUUUUCGCAAGCUAGUGCCAUUUUAAGAGCUCGGGACUUGGGCUACAUUGUCUGCGACAUUAAAUUUUCCGAAAUAACUUAUCUUGAUGCUUUUUGGAGAGAUUACUUAAAUGGAUCCUUAUUGGAAGCACUGAAAGGUGUGUUCAUUACCGAAUCUUUAAAGCAGGCAGUUGGUAAUGAAGCCAUAAAAUUGCUUGUGAAUGUGGAAGAAAGUGAUUAUGAAAAAGGACGUGCUCUUCUUAUGAAGAAUCUACGUGACAUUGAGUAAUUUGAAUAUAUACAGAUAUCGAAGUACAAUAAUCUGCAGAUUUUAAGUACAAUUAAAUAUUUAUUUCUAAAACUUCUUCUAGUUUUCGGUUUAAGCCUUUUCUUCAUUUCCUUAUUUUUCCCAAUGAUUAAUUAAAUAUGUAAUUGAAAAUUUCUUUCUUGGCGUAUUUAAUGUUUAUUUGUUUUAUCAUAAAUUUUUUAAUAAAACCUUUUUUUAAAUUUUCAUGUUUUAAUGCAUUUUUCAGGAGUAACUUGAGCAUGUCAUUGUGCUGUAAAGCAUCUGUAUAUUGGUUGUAUAAUGUACUGGAUUUUACUUACUAGAAAGAGAUGUCUUUCAUCCAACUGUUGCUUUUGUACAGUUAAUUCCUUUGCAUAGUAUAGUGUAUUUGUUAAGAAACAUAUUUUUUAAAAAAUUUCAGCUAUUGGUUCAUCUUCUGGAGAGUAUUCUUUAUGGCAGGGCUCCUUGAACUUCACCUACUCAUAAAACUAUUACUUUGAAAUGACAGAUAUGUAAUAGUCUCAUUUUUGUUUGGAAAUUCUCUAUUAGAUCACCCCCUCCCAUCCCCUUUUUUAAUAUUCUUGUUAUUCUACAAUUGAAAAAUAAAUAAGAAUUAUAAUUAAUCAUUUAAAAAAAUUGGUUUCAAAUAGUUAUAAAAUUUCAGUAUGUUGUUUUAUGUUAACACUAUUUUUUUUCCUUAACUAUUUUGAUUACAAUUUAAGAAUUGUGAUGGUGUUUUGAAAACUUCAAUCCUCUUCCAUCAUUAUUUUUGGCUCCAAACGGAAUUUUACCUUCAGUUUAAGAAGCCCUGCUUAAUAAUAUAUGUUAAGUGUGAAAAAAAAGUACCUAGAUGCUUUUCUAUUGAAAAUAAUUUUCUUUUUUUAUUCUGCUUGGCACCACUGGCAGAUCUUUUAAGGAAUUAUCUUUUAGAAGCAUCUAUCCAUUAACAUAGUCUACCUCAUAAAAAUAAAAAUUUACUUACAUUUCUGUAUCUGAUUUCAUAAUAGCAAACCUCAUUUAACUUUUCUAAUUGCUUGAUGUAAAAUUAAUAAUGCAAAAUACCUCUAACAUGAUUAGCCAAAUAAAAUAACUUCCAUCUACCUCAACUUGAUUUCUUGCCAUUUGUUACAUAAUGAAUGUAUUGCCCUAUUAAUGGUUGUCUUCAAAUCUAUUGCUUAAUAUGGAAGAAUAAAAAAAAACUUUACAUUGCAUUUUCAUUUCCUGAAAAAACGAUGUAUAAAAAAGUAAAUUUUCUGUGAUAAUUAAUCUCAAAAUAUAGAAAGAAUUAUCUGUAAGAAGUGCUCUCCUUGUAAAAAAUUCAAAUAAAUUUACACACAAAAAAAAAAAAAAAUUAUAAACUGAAGCGAUUUUAUGUUUCUUGAUUACUACUGAUACAUUGGUUAUCAAAAUAAACAUCACAGUAUACUUUUCAUUUUUAAAAAAAUUUAUUUUCAUUUCACUUGAAGCAUUCAAGUAGAUACUGCACUUAUAGGUUUUUGGUUCUCAAGAUUAAACUUGUUAUAAAAUGUAAAUAGGAUAUACUCUGGUCACUGAUUCCAUUUUCCUCAUUGUGACCUUAAUCUGUGUACAGAGUAUAAAACUUCAGCUUUUGUGAUACAGUUUUGUUUUGCGAAAAUUCAAAUAUAUGCUUUUUAUUUGUUUUGUAAGUUUAUAAGUAUUGCUCUUUUUUUUUCCUUGAAAUUUAAUUUUUAUUAAACUUAGAUUUUCAAAAGUUUGCACAUCAAUGAAUGGAUUUGAUUCCAUUUCAUUGUAAUUAUGUAGAUAUUCAUAGAUUAUUGCCAGGUAGGCCUUUGUUAGAUACUUUUUCAGUUUUCAUGCACUUAAUGUUUUGCUGUAAUUAACUGAGAUUCAAAAUGUAUGUUUUCUACUCGUAUAAAAAAAAAUAUAUGUAUGUUGCCAUUUUUGUUGGCACAUAUUGAAUUUCCUUUCUUUCUUUUUUUUUUUUUUUUUUUUUUUUUUUAAAUACAAGCAGUAUAUAAAUAAUAGCUACAAGGGGGAAAAAAGGUGGGAUGAAUUUACUAGUUUGAAGUUGCCCAAAUAUUUUUAGUGUUACGUACCAUUUAUUGAAUUUUCAAAAAUAUUGUGCGAUUUCUGUUUGAUUAACUGUAAAAAAGAAGUAUUUAGCUAGAAGGUUGUCUAAUGAUUAUUGAUCAUUUUUAUAUUUUUAUAGUAUUUUAAUUUUGUGUUAUUUCCUUCUUUAAGUAGAGGUUUCAAGUGUUGAUUGUAAAAUAAUCUUUGAUAUUUUAUGCAGUGAUAUAAUUAACUCAUUAUAUUUUUAAUUCCUCUUUAGUCAUUUGGAGGGUUUAAGUUAUUUGCUUUUUACCAUUUUGGAAAUUAUUUCCCUGUGAAUUAAUGUUUUUGAUAGAAUUAUAAAAACUGUUUUUUAAUGUCAACAAAUUUUAACAAAUUUCUGUAGCUCUCAUUAUUUUGUAUGGUUUAAAAAAAAUAAAAUGAAAAAUAGGAAUCUUUGGCAUUCCAAAUGUUUUAUUAAAAUAUAAUAAAUAUAAAUCUACCACAAAAUGUGGUAUCUAAAAAUGAAUCGUCUGUAUGACACACAAUAUACCUCAGAAUUGUUUCCCUCUAAAUAAUAUAUAAGCCUUACACAUAAUUUGGCGAUCAUGUUAUAUUCGGCAGGAAUACAAUAUGCAGGAAUUUUAUUCAUGUGUACGACUCUUGUCUUGUGCUACCUCAUGCACAUAAAACAAUCAGAUCUGCAAUGAUAACACCUCCCAUUUUUUUCACUCACAACAUCGUGUGAAGCUUGAAAUUAUUUUGUAAAAUGGAUAUUUUUGUGGUGAUGUUGUUACCAAUAUUUUUGCAGGAUUUCUGUGCCAAUAAAGAAUUUGAAAGAAAAAUUGGCGUAAGUUUACAACUCGUGGAAGUUUUCUUUUUAUGAAAUGUUGUUGUUAUUCAAAACAUAGUUAUUGUUUUAGUAUUCAGCUGUGUAUUUUUUUAUUUAUUUUUUUUCAUUGCAAAUCUUGAUGUUUCCCAAAAAUUAUUGCCAAAGCCUGCAAAAAUAUUGGAUGAUUUCAAAUGUAAUGUUACUUAUCGUAGUCUUGUAUUUCUUAAAUAAAUAGAUUACAGCUUUUAUUACAAUUUGAAAUGGUUGCUUGACAUUUAACAACAAUUGUAUUGCUAACGGCAUUUAUCAAGUAGUUGGAAAUGGUAGGGCAUACACAUGUACAGAAUUUGUACUUGUUUCUUUUGUUUUAUUUUCAAAAUUAUGUGCAUUUAUCUUUUGGAAAGGACAUCAUAUAGAAGUCUUAAAAAAAUUUUAGUGUAUCAAUUUAUUGAUUGUUGCUUUUGUUCAAAAAAUUUAGUUUGCUUAUUACUAUGUCCAUUUUUGAAAUUAUUCAUCUUAAGACUUUCCUUGUUAUGUCUUAUUUACUUGAAACUGAAAUUUUCAAUAAAACAUGAAAAAAAUUGCGAUUUUCUA